Molecule: messenger RNA, 1649 nt
Organism: Diabrotica balteata
Lineage: Eukaryota; Metazoa; Arthropoda; Insecta; Coleoptera; Chrysomelidae
Source: the annotation of a GenBank genome assembly
AUGCCACGAAAGGACAAAUUCGAAAACAACGGAGGUUCUACAAAUCGUCGGACACACACCUACAUGUCUGCGGAAGAUCAAGCAAGCGGCAAAAAAUCGUACUGGACAGAAUUGGAGAUAACAGGGACUAUUCGAAAUCUAAGCUCCAAUCUGUUCCAAUUAACGCAUCUAACGGCUUUGUACAUAAAAAACAAUCAGUUAUUGAGACUGCCACCGGACAUUUGUAGUUUAGUGAAUUUAAGACAUCUCGAUGUGAGUAAUAAUAAGUUACGGUCGUUACCCGCGGAAUUGGGAGAACUCAUACACCUUAGGGAGUUAAAUUUAGCAAAUAACUCUUUAAGAAUACUCCCGUAUGAGCUUGGCAAGUUAUUCAAUCUCCUGAGUCUCAAUCUAAGUGGGAAUCCUCUUAACAAGGAUAUUCUUACCAUCUAUAGUGAACCAAAUGGGACAGUGAAGCUGCUAACUUUUAUGCUGGAUAAUUUACAAGUUACUACUCCUUCGCCACCUCCUCGACCGUGGAUCCCUCUGGCAAGGCCAUCAACAAAUAGACCAACAUGUAUCUUCACUGUGAUGUGUUACAAUGUUCUUUGUGAUAAAUAUGCCACUAGGCAAAUGUACAGUUACUGCCCUAGUUGGGCCCUCAACUGGGACUAUAGGAAAAAGGGUAUAUUAGAAGAAAUUAAACAUUAUGGAGCUGAUAUCAUCAAUCUUCAGGAAGUUGAAAUGGAACAAUUCUACAAUUAUUUUCUGCCCGAACUUAAGGUGGAUGGUUAUAGCGGUAUCUAUUCUCCAAAAUCUAGAGCUAAACAUAUGGCAGAAAGCGAAAGGAAGUAUGUGGAUGGAUGCGCCAUCUUCUUUAGGGAUUCGAAAUUUACAUUAGUAAAGGAACAUUUAGUUGAAUUUAAUCAAUUAGCUAUGGCUAGCGCGGACGGAAUGGAACACAUGUUAAAUAGGGUAAUGCCUAAGGAUAACAUUGGAUUAGCAGCCCUCUUGCAAACAAGAGAAGCGGCGUGGGACAACGCUCCACCAGAUUCUCCCUUUUUUCAACAGCCGAUCUUGGUGUGCACGGCGCACAUUCACUGGGAUCCAGAAUUCUGCGAUGUCAAACUUAUUCAAACGAUGAUGCUGUCUAAUGAGCUGAAGACAAUUUUGGAGGAAUCUGCGCAGACCUUGAAGGCUCACGACAUCAACACGGACUCGAGUAACAUUCAGUUAGUAUUAUGUGGAGAUUUCAAUUCACUACCAGAUUCUGGAGUCAUAGAAUUCUUGGGUACGGGGAGAGUUGCAAUGGAACACAAAGACUUCAAGACGUUCAGCUACAAGGCCUGUUUAGAGAAAGUACUUAGCUGUGAUAAACCGAAUGAGUUUACACAUUCCUUUAAACUGGCGUCGGCUUAUAAUGACGAAAUAAUGCCGUUUACCAACUACACGUUUGACUUUAAAGGUAUUAUCGAUUACAUCUUCUAUGCCAAACAAACGAUGACGCCGCUCGGAUUGCUGGGUCCCCUCUCCCAGGAAUGGUUGCAACAGAACAAAGUAAUAGGCUGCCCUCAUCCUCAUAUCUACUCAGAUCAUUUCCCACUUCUAGUGGAGCUGGAAAUGGUGCCAACCAUCACAUCCUCAAUGAAUGGACUGAUUGGUCACAGGUA